This is a messenger RNA of Alnus glutinosa, 3416 nucleotides long. RefSeq names its product receptor-like protein kinase HERK 1. NCBI's taxonomy places the organism in Eukaryota, Viridiplantae, Streptophyta, Magnoliopsida, Fagales, Betulaceae. Gene Ontology annotation, molecular function: transmembrane receptor protein tyrosine kinase activity; ATP binding. Gene Ontology annotation, biological process: protein autophosphorylation. The record is from RefSeq and is a predicted model, not a curated record. The transcript has a single exon. Gene Ontology annotation, cellular component: plasma membrane; plasmodesma. Bases 523 to 3036 code for a protein of 837 amino acids.
AGUUUCUGACCAAAAGGGGUGAGAUUCACUCAUCAUGGUUUUACAGGCAAAACCAGGUCAGCCCUUGUACUAGCUGGUUUCCUCAUAUUCAAUCUUGUUCCAACACAUCUCUGACUCUGUUUUGAUCAUUAGAUUGUUUUGUUUGAUACUUGUUUCCUUUAAUUUAAUGCAUAAAAGAAUCUAAGAACUUGUCAACAUCAGAAGCUGUCAUCUAGUUCAAACCAGCUGGUGAUUUUGCAAGAUAUGUGAACUGUAUUUGUCUGUUGACUCUGUUCCUCUUAUUUGCAAUUGAAACCCGUUCAGAACCCUAAAGGGUACUCAGGUUUGUCUCUCUUGGGGCUCGCAUGAUCCAAAAGGUGCCAACUUUUCUCUUCCUUAUUCAGUUUAUUUCGUGGGGUUUUGAUUUCUGUAGUGUUUGUGAGUUCUUGUAUUGCUCUUCCCGCAUAGGAAACCCGAAUUUCAUUUCCAACCUGGCUUAGAAGAAAAUCCAUCUCUUUGUUCCUCAAUAGAUCUCCAGUCUUUAUGAUGACGGGCCAUAGAAAACCUGAAUUGUUAAUCUGGGUUUUAUCAAUUUUGUGCUUCGCAUGCUUCUCUGCAGGAUUUAAUCCUGCAGACAAUUACCUUAUAGACUGUGGAUCAUCCACCAAUACUUCAGUUGGAAACCGUGUAUUCGUUGCCGAUAACUUGGCUUCAUAUUUGCUUUCAACCCCUCAAGAUGUUCUUGCCAAAACCACUUUGAAAUCAAUCAAUUCCUCCGAAGAUUCACUGCUGUAUCAGACAGCAAGAGUCUUUACUGGAUCCUCAAAAUACACCUUUUCGAUCCGCGAGAGUGGGAGACACUGGAUCCGCCUCUAUUUUUAUCCAUUUGUAUAUGAUAGUUACAACAUGAGUGAGGCAAAGUUUGCUGUUUCGACUCAGAACCAUGUCCUUCUGAGCGAUUUCGGUGUGAAAAACACUCCUGUUGUUAAGGAAUUCUCUUUAAAUGUGACAUCAAACAACCUUGUAAUCAUCUUCACCCCUUCCAGCAAUUCGACCGCGUUCUUGAAUGCCAUAGAAGUGGUUUCAAUCCCCGAUGGGCUCAUUAAGGAUGAUGCUAACAGUGUUGGUCCAUCAGCAACGUUGCCAGACUUGUUGCCUCUGGCACUUGAGACGGUUUGGAGGGUGAACAUGGGUGGGCCAACAAUCACAGCUGAUAAUGAUACACUUUGGCGAACUUGGAUCCCCGAUCAAACUUUUCUAGUAGAUUCCAACUUUGUAGUGCCAUACGAAAAUAUUGCAGCUGUGAAAUACGUUCAGGAUGGGGCAACAGAAGAUUCAGCUCCAAAAACUGUCUAUGGUACUGCCACAGGGAUGAACUCAUCGGGUGAUCCUAGUAGUAAUUUUAAUGUGACCUGGGAGUUCAAAGUGGAUCCAGGAUUUCAAUACCUUGUUCGGUUUCACUUUUGUGAUAUAGUGAGUAAAAGUCUUAAUAUGCUCUACUUUGAUGUUUACAUUGACUCCUGGAUUGUUUAUAAGGAUCUUGAUCUGAGUUCUUAUUCGUUUAACACCUUGGGUGCUGCAUGUUAUAUGGAUUUUGUUACGCCGUCAACUGGUAGCAAUAAGCUUCAUGUAAGUGUUGGCCCGUCUACUUUGACUAAUGCUUACCCCAACGCUAUACUAAAUGGGCUGGAGAUCAUGAAAAUGAACAAUUCUCUGGGCAGUCUGAGUUCAGCAGACACUCUGAAUAUUUCCCCAGGUUCUAGUUCAAAGAAAAAUGUCAGUGUGAUAGUGGGUGUAAGCAUUGGGGCCUUUGUUGCAGUGAUGUUGGCUGGAAUUAUCUGUUUCUUGUGCAGAAAAAGAAGAAGACUGGCACUUCAACGACAUUCCAAGACAUGGAUUCCAUUAUCUACCAAUGGAGGAAUUUCGCAAUCCAUGGGAAGUAAAUUCUCUAAUGGAACAACUGUUAGUGCCAUUUUUAACUAUGGCUAUCGCAUUCCUUUUGCAGCAGUUCAAGAGGCUACAAACAAUUUUGAUGAGAGUUGGGUUAUUGGGAUUGGGGGUUUCGGGAAAGUGUACAAGGGAGUUUUAAGUGAUGGUACGAAAGUGGCAGUUAAGAGGGGAAAUCCUCGGUCCCAACAGGGACUUGCAGAGUUUCAAACUGAGAUCGAGAUGCUAUCCCAGUUCCGCCAUCGCCAUCUUGUUUCAUUGAUUGGGUACUGUGACGAAAAGAAUGAGAUGAUCUUGGUUUAUGAAUAUAUGGAAAAUGGGACCCUCAAGAGUCAUCUUUAUGGCUCAGCUCUUCCCAGCUUGAGUUGGAAGCAGAGGCUUGAAAUAUGUAUUGGAUCUGCUAGAGGACUCCAUUACCUUCACACAGGAUACGCAAAAGCAGUUAUCCAUCGCGACGUAAAGUCUGCUAAUAUCUUACUUGAUGAAAAUCUCAUGGCCAAAGUUGCUGAUUUUGGGCUCUCGAAGACAGGGCCUGAAAUUGAUCAGACCCAUGUGAGCACAGCUGUAAAAGGAAGUUUUGGAUAUCUUGAUCCUGAAUAUUUCAGAAGGCAACAACUGACGGAAAAGUCAGAUGUAUAUUCAUUUGGUGUGGUUUUGUUUGAAGUUCUUUGUGCGAGACCUGUUAUAGAUCCUUCCCUUCCAAGGGAAAUGGUGAACUUGGCUGAAUGGGCCAUGAAAUGGCAGAAGAGAGGGCAGUUGGAUCAAAUAAUAGAUUCUACUCUUGUGGGAAAAAUUAAACCAGAUUCUCUUAGGAAGUUCGGAGAGACUGCUGAGAAAUGCUUGGCUGACUAUGGUGUUGACAGGCCCUCCAUGGGAGAUAUCCUAUGGAAUCUUGAAUAUGCUCUUCAAAUUGAAGAGGCAGUUAUUGCUGGUGAUCCUGAAGAAAACAGUACAAUUAUGAUUGGUGAACUCUCUCCUCAAGUGAACAAUUUUGGUGACAGCAAUACUAGUGUUACUACCAUGCCGUUUGAAGCGUCAAGCGUGAAUGAUCUUUCAGGUGUUUCCAUGAGUAGGGUGUUCUCACAGCUGGUGAAAUCUGAGGGCAGGUGACUGACUGGAGAUUGUACUCUCUAUGGUUUCAGCUACUUUCUGAUAAAAGCUUCUGUGCUUUUUUCCUCUGAGCGACCACUGUUCACCAUGUUGCAGUAGAAACACUGUCUAGAUUCUGUUAUUCAUAAAAUGAGACCUAGAAUUGCUGAAAUAUGUUUGAUUUUCAGGUAAAAUUAUGUGAGCAUCUCCUUGUAGAAUAUGUCUUGUUGUUUGAUUGGUAGCUGGAAAAUCCAAAGAGGAACUCUGCUCCAUUCCAUAGUGCUUAAAAUCUUUGUGGUCAUGUCCUUUGUGGAGUUCUGCAACUGUGCGUUCUAUUUUGUACAGAAAUGCUGGUGGUUCAAGUGUGUUUUAGCAGUUUAUAAAGGAUGUUCCAUCUUAAA